Molecule: messenger RNA, 1008 nt
Organism: Topomyia yanbarensis
Lineage: Eukaryota; Metazoa; Arthropoda; Insecta; Diptera; Culicidae
Gene: kappaB-Ras
Product: NF-kappa-B inhibitor-interacting Ras-like protein
Exons: 2
Coding region: 210-569 (119 amino acids)
Biological process (GO): canonical NF-kappaB signal transduction
Source: RefSeq, a predicted model, not a curated record
AAAUAAUUUUGACCAAUUUGUAGGAAAUCCACGGCACGAUUGAAGAUACCUAUGUGGCAAGCGUAGACACCGGGAAGGGUACCCGUGAUACUUUAAGGAUAUACGACACGGCUGGAUUGCAAGGAAGCGUCCAACUACCGAGACACUAUCUCAGUUAUCCGGAUGCAUUUAUACUUGUAUACGACCCCAGUGACCCCUCCAGUCUGGAUAUGCUCGCUGGAAUCAAGAGUGAUAUCGAUAAGUUCAAAGAUAAGAAAGAAAUUUUCGUAAUUGUGAUAGCAAAUAUGCGCUCCCGGCAGACUCGUUCGGCUAGCUCGUCGCCUAUCAACUCCUCCCACCUGCAGCAGCAGCAGCUGAACACCGAAGCUAUCGAAUCGAACCUGACACGGGCGAACAAUUGGUGCGCACGAGAGCGAAUUAAACACUAUACCGUGAAUGCAAUGGAGAGAGCCUCGCUGUACGAACCGUUCGUGCAGCUUGCCAGUCGGUUGUAUCCUGCUUCGACUAAGAGCAGUUUCCCACAGUUGCGUCAGCUGACGCAGAAAACCUCCAAAAUAGAUAAUAGUUAGGAUGUUACGUUAGCCUGUGUACGGCAGUAUGAACCAAAUAUUCUCUAGCACUUAGCAGUUUGUUGUUUGAUAAGUUUCUCUCGAGAAGGUGCAUUUUUACUUAAUUAGAGUAUUGUGAUUAAUUGCUGCAAUUAAUUUUUCUUUGAAGAUCAAUGAAGUUCAGAUAUUUAUUAUUUUCUGUUUUAAUUGAUGUUCGAUCAGGGAGACUACACUUAUUUUAUAGAAGGAAACCAGUUGCAAGUGGAAGUAUACUACAGUAUAAGCACAUAUCUUUACUUAAUUUUACGUUUAGGAAACGCCUGCACCCAGUUUGUAUGUUAAGCAUUUACGCCUUGUUAGUCAUCUGCUAAAGAUAUCCGAAACUUUGUAUCUCCUUAUUGUACUUACACAGUGUACUAUUAAAUAGAAGGUAAAAAUAAUAAACCAAUACAUGUACGAA